Messenger RNA from Ilex paraguariensis (yerba mate), 2169 nucleotides. Lineage: Eukaryota; Viridiplantae; Streptophyta; Magnoliopsida; Aquifoliales; Aquifoliaceae. The record is from the annotation of a GenBank genome assembly.
AUGCAGUCAGCAAGAAAAUUAUUUUACCUCCUCGUCUCUCUAGUUCUCUCUCUUCCUGCCACCGCCCACAUCCCCGUCUCCGCUACUGACUGGUCGCCGGAACCACCUCCAGUGAACCUACUUUUCCCCUCCGACGCUGACGCUAUUCUAUCGUUUAAAUUCAAAGCCGACUUAGACAACAAACUUCUCUACACACACAACGAGCCAUUCGAUUACUGUUCAUGGCAAGGCGUCAAGUGCGUCCAAGGCCGAGUUUUCCGUUUCGUCCUACAAAGCUUUGGCCUCCGGGGAACCUUCCCCGCCGGCACGUUGACUCGUCUCGACCAGCUCCGAGUCCUGUGUCUGAACCACAACUCACUCACCGGUCCGAUUCCCGACUUUUCCUCACUCGUCAACCUCGAAACACUCUUCCUCGAUCACAACUCUUUUUCUGGAACUUUCCCUCUCUCUUUCCUUUUUCUUCACCGUCUCCGAGCUCUCGAUCUCUCUCGCAACAACUUCACUGGUCCGCUCCCUUUGAACCUAACGGUUUUGGACCGGCUCAACUAUCUCCGGCUCGACUCAAACCGGUUCAAUGGCACAAUUCCUCCUCUCAACCAAUCUUUUCUCCAAGUCUUCAAUGUGUCUAACAACGACCUUACCGGACCAAUACCAGUGACGUCGACUCUGUCACACUUCGACAUGUCUCCGUUUACCGAUAACCCCAACGUGUGUGGUAAGAUUAUCAACAAACCAUGCCGUUCUUCGCCUUUCUCCGAAUCGCCGUCAAGUGCCGCUUCGCCACCUGAGCAGCUAAAUCAAAAUUCACAGGGACAAUUGGCGGCCCUCUCUCCUUCGAUUUCAAAAACUCACAAGAGAAUCGGUAUAAUUCUAGGGCUUGUUAUCGGAGUUGUAAUUCUAAUAGCAGGAAUUCUUAGUCUUUUUGCAUUGCUCAAGAAUCGAAGAUAUCAGUUUGAUUCAAAAUCAACAAUGUAUAAAGUAAAUACAAAUGCUAUAAACACCACAACACAAUAUGUGAAUACAGAGUUAGACGGUAAAGAGAAACAACCACAAGUACCUCAAUUCCAGGAGAAGAUCGGAAACUUUGUGUUUUGUGCCGGUGAGAGGCAACUGUAUACUCUCGAGCAGCUAAUGAAGGCUUCGGCGGAGUUGCUAGGAAGAGGAACGAUUGGGUCUACAUAUAAGGCGGUGAUGGAUUAUCAACUGAUUGUGUGUGUCAAAAGGCUCGAUGCUGGUAAGACUAAGAUAACGAGUGGAGAGAGGUUUGAAAGGCACAUGGAAGGUGUUGGAGGGCUUCGGCAUCCGAAUUUGGUGGCGGUUAGGGCUUAUUUUCAGGCCAAACAAGAGAAGUUGAUUAUAUAUGACUAUCAGGCUAAUGGUAGUCUCUUCAAUCUCCUUCAUGGUUCGAGAUCAGCAAGGACAAAACCUCUGCACUGGACAUCAUGCUUGAAGAUAGCAGAAGAUGUGGCUAUGGGCCUAGUGUUCAUCCACCAAAAAUCAAAACUCAUCCAUGGCAACCUCAAAUCCACCAAUGUACUCCUUGGUCCUGACUUUGAGGCCUGUCUCGCAGACUAUUGCCUCGCCAUCCUCGCAGAUUCAACUUCGAACGAUGAUCCUGAUUUAGUAGGCUAUAAAGCCCCCGAGAUACGCAAGUCCAACCGCCAGGCCACUUUUAAGUCGGAUGUCUAUGCCUUUGGCAUCCUCUUGCUAGAGAUAUUGACGGGUAAACCUCCAUCCCAGCAUCCAAUCCUCGAGCCCAGUGAUCUUCCAAAUUGGGUCAGAGCAACGAGGGAAGAUGAUAGUGAGGACAUUAACUGUCUCGGACUGCUGGUCGAGGUAGCUGGUAUUUGUAGUUCGACCUCACCGGAACAGAGGCCGGCAAUGUGGCAAGUGUUGAAGAUGAUAGAGGAGAAAGUUAAGCGGUUCAAUAAUCCACUACUACAAGUCCACAUUCGGCAGGUCAAUGAGUUGCAAGCCCAGGGGCUAGACCUGGCAGCCCAAAACCAAGGCCCGCCAAGAAGAAGCAAAAGUCGCAAUCAACCAACCGAUUUUCACCCGAACCCCGCUGAUCCUGCACAAACUGAAGGAUAUCACCUAUUCAUCCAGGAUGCUAUCGAGUACAAGAAGAGGGUUCGACAGCAGGCCAAGCAGUACCCAUCUCUCCUGUGA